Mercurialis annua (annual mercury) is the source of this 1165-nucleotide messenger RNA. RefSeq names its product choline-phosphate cytidylyltransferase 1. Lineage: Eukaryota; Viridiplantae; Streptophyta; Magnoliopsida; Malpighiales; Euphorbiaceae. Gene Ontology annotation, biological process: CDP-choline pathway. The record is from RefSeq and is a predicted model, not a curated record. The transcript has 8 exons. Gene Ontology annotation, molecular function: phosphatidylcholine binding; choline-phosphate cytidylyltransferase activity. The coding region runs from base 106 to 999 and encodes 297 amino acids.
AAAAAGAAAAAAAAGGAAAUCGAGAAGAAAAUAUUCACCAGGAAGAAGAAGCAGAAGCACAACAGAUUCUUUCUUAAAUUAAUUAUUUGCUUCUCUCGAGAAAAAAUGGAAGAAAAGAAUGCGCAGAACGACGCCGUAGCUUUAUCAGAGCCGCCGAAUGAUCGGCCGUUUCGUGUUUACGCCGACGGAAUCUACGAUCUCUUCCACUUCGGCCACGCCCGUUCGCUUGAGCAAGCCAAGAAAUCGUUUCCUAAUACGUACUUGUUGGUUGGAUGCUGCAAUGAUGAGAUAACCCAUAAAUUCAAGGGUAAAACUGUUAUGACCGAUGAGGAACGUUACGAGUCUCUUCGUCAUUGCAAAUGGGUGGAUGAAGUGAUCCCUGAUGCUCCCUGGGUGCUCUCGAAAGAAUUCAUUGACAAACAUAAGAUUGACUAUGUGGCCCACGACUCACUUCCUUAUGCUGAUGCAAGUGGGGCUGGAAACGAUGUCUAUGAAUAUGUCAAGUCUAUUGGAAAAUUCAAAGAAACAAAAAGAACUGAAGGGAUCUCAACAUCAGAUAUUAUAAUGAGGAUUGUCAAAGAUUAUAAUGAGUAUGUAAUGCGUAAUUUGGCUCGUGGAUACUCUAGAAAGGAAAUGGGUGUUAGCUAUGUGAAGGAAAAGCGGCUGAGAGCACACAUGGGACUUAAGAAGUUGCAGGAGAAAGUGAAAAAGCAGCAAGAGAAAGUAGGGGAAACGAUACAAACAGUAGCUACAACAGCUCGUGUGCAUCGAAAUGAGUGGGUGGAGAAUGCUGAUCGACUUGUUGCUGGAUUUCUCGAGAUGUUUGAAGAACGUUGCCAUAAAGUGGGAACAGCCAUCAGAGAUCGAAUUCAGGAGCAACUGAAGAGACAACAAUUACUCGGUUUAACUUAUGAUGAGGACGAUGAUGACGAAUAUUACUACGAGGAUGGCACCGAUGAAGAUGAUGACGAUGAAGAAUACAUUGAUGUAGACAAGUGAUAAAGGUUUUUUCUCGUUAUCUGAUAUAUUGUUUCGAGUGCGUGUUCAUGUGAAAGUAAGCAUAAUAGUGAUUUGGGUUUGUGUGCUAUAGGAGACACCUGAACAUGAACUUGCAGGAUAAUGUAUAUUGAUUUGUCAAUCAAAUUGUGGGAGGAUUUUAGUAUUA